This is a messenger RNA of Chiroxiphia lanceolata (lance-tailed manakin), 890 nucleotides long. RefSeq names its product GTP-binding protein Rhes-like. Bases 250 to 876 code for a protein of 208 amino acids. The record is from RefSeq and is a predicted model, not a curated record. The transcript has a single exon. Gene Ontology annotation, molecular function: GTP binding; GTPase activity. NCBI's taxonomy places the organism in Eukaryota, Metazoa, Chordata, Aves, Passeriformes, Pipridae.
GACAGCUUGGUGCCACAUGGCAGAGAGGAACCAGGAUAAAAAAAAAAUGAGCCGGACUUGUGGAUUGUAGAGCGCGCGGCGAAACAGCCGGGGAGAAGUUUGCGGAGCGGUGACACCAAGCUCCUCUGGCUGCACUGAGUCGCUGCAGGGGAGGACGGACAGACGGAGGGACACCGGGGCUGCAGCCACCCAGGGACACCUGUGGGGUGAGCGCCAGCUGCGGAGCAUCCUGUCCCCUCUGCACCAGCCAUGUCCCUGGUGGUGAAGGAGAAAAACCACGUCCGGUUGGUCUUCUUGGGAGCUGCCGGCGUGGGCAAGACAUCCCUCAUCCGCCGCUUCCUGAUGGACACCUUCGAGCCCAAGCACCGGCGCACGGUGGAGGAGCUGCACAGCAAGGAGUACGAGGUGUGUGGGGCCACGGUCAAGGUGGAAAUCCUGGACACCAGCGGCAGCUACUCCUUCCCGGCCAUGAGGAAGCUCUCGAUCCAGAACAGCGACGCCUUCGCCCUGGUCUACGCCGUGGAUGACGCCGAGUCCUUCGAGAGCGUGAAGAGCCUGCGGGAGGAGAUCCUGGAGGUGAAGGAGGACAAGUUCCCCCCCAUCGUGGUGGUCGGCAACAAGGCGGAGAGCGGCGGCGAGCGGCAGGUGCCGGUGGAGGACGCCCUGUCGCUGGUGGAGCUGGACUGGAACAGCCGCUUUGUGGAGACGUCGGCCAAGGACAACGAGAACGUCCUGGAGGUGUUCAGGGAGCUGCUGCAGCAAGCCAACCUGCCCAGCCGGCUCAGCCCUGCGCUCUGCAAGAGGAGGGAGACCCUGCCCAAGGAGCAGGCGCUCAGGCCGCCCAUGAACAAGACCAACAGCUGCUCCGUGUGCUGAGCCGGCUGCCCCGG